AUGGGAGGAAUUAAAAAGUACUCCGAUAAGCAUAAAAAAAAGAGAUCUCGAAAUGGGAAACGUAAAAUAAAGAGAAAGGCAGAUGGAUUGCAAGUAUCUUGCCAAAACUCGGAAUUUUCAAGUACUGACGAGUAUGAUGAUGAUGGAGGAAGCCGACGAGAUAGAUACGGGCGAGAUCGAGAGUACGAUCGUCACGAGGACCGGCGGGAGCGAGAGAAGCGACGACGAACUCCAGACAGAGAGUUCAGCGAGCGGGGAGGCGAACGCUACAAACGGCCCAGACACGACUAUGACGACAGCGGGGAAAGAGGCGGCGGCUAUCGUGGUCACCGCUCGUGGAAUGGUCCAGGCAGCAACGGGGCUCCCUACGUUCCUCGACACGUGCAAAACAACCAUUAUCACAUGCAAAACGAGGACGAUAUUCUCCUCUCCUUCAAGAACUGGGUCAUGAAGCAAGAGGACAAUAUCAACGAGGACGAUGCCUGCAAGAACUACAAAGUGUAUAAGACCGAGUUCAAGAAGAAGCAAAUGCAAGAGUUCUUUGUUGCGCACAAGGAUGAAGAAUGGUUCCGGGAGAAAUAUCAUCCCGAUGCAGCCGUUGAGCGAGAGGAACAGUUCAAGGAAGCUGUUAAACUCAGAUGUGAGGCCUGGGAGAAACUUACUGGCGUCGAUAAAAUCUUCGAUGAAAAUUGCUUGGAUAUCACCAAUGAGAAGAACAUCAUCGACCUGCUUGAAACUGCCGUCAUGCUCAUGGAAGGCGCCAGCGAAGAUGAUAUCAAGACAAUCAGGACUCCUAUCGUUAAAUCUGAGACAGAUGGUCCUCCAUCUGAAGGCGAAAAAGCUGACGAAGAAGACGAUGACGAGAAAAAGGGCCGUGGCAAGUUUGAUCGCGGCGAAGACGGAUCUGACGAUGAAUCCGAAAAGAAUGAUGCCAAGAAAGAAGAAGAGGAAACUAAGGAAGACGAAGAAGGCUCCAAAGAUGCUGUUUCUGUCAAGACAGAUCCAGACGCAGCGCCGGAGAAGCCAGAGACAAGUGAAGAUGGAGAGGUCAACGACCCUAGUGACAAGCUUGAAGCAAAACGCAAGGAAGCGCUCAAGCGAGCCCAGACCCACACCAAGUACUCAUCUAUAUUCAUGCGAUCACUGCCGCCUUCGAUUUCGCGCCAAGAUAUCUCAAACAUGUGCAAAAAGUUUGAUGGAUUUAUCCGUGUCGCUUUUUCGCACCCGCAAGACGAUCGCUUUUACCGCCGCUGUUGGGUUACUUUUGACUCUUCUGUCAAUAUAAAAGACAUUUGCUGGAAUCUCAACAAUGUUCGUCUGAAGGAGGUUGAACUCAACCCAGUUGUUAACAGAGAUCUCACUCGUCGUUGUCGCCCAAUGAGUAGUCUGGCUAAUCACAACACCAUCAUGAAGGCGGACAUUCUCAACCUCAUGUCGCUUAUCAAGAAAUUCGACGAGAAAUACGAGCUGUACACGGGCAAACAACCAAAUCCGGUCAUCCUCAAGACGGAAGAUUAUCUUGAGAAGAACCCGGUAGAAGAUGACCCAAAGAACGCUGAUGAGAUCCAUCUCAACUACGACAAAAAAUUGGCGCAAAUCGCUGACAUUCUCACUCUGUAUCUCCGCCUCGUUCAUUCAGUUGAUUACUACAAUCACUCUGAAUAUCGAAACGAAGACGAGAUGCCAAAUCGUUGCGGAAUUAUUCAUGUUCGAGGCGAGCCCCCAAGCAAUCCUAUCAUGCCUUUCGAAAUGAAUGAUUACGUAAAGAAGUUCCUCGAGAAGUGCAACGGAAUGCUCACAGAAGGCACAAAACUAGAUGAAGAGGAAAUCAAAAAGCUAGGAAUGAAAGACGAAGAGGAAGAAAUCAAGAAGUUCAUUGAAGCAAAUACCCAACAGCUCGGCCCAGAAAAAUAUCUUUGCCCACUUUCAGGCAAAAAGUUCAAAGGCCCGGAGUUUGUGAAGAAGCAUAUUCUUAUCAAACACGCCGAAAAAGUCGAAGCGGUCCGCAACGAGGUGAAAUUCUUCAACCGGUACUUGGCUGAUCCAAAGAGGCCCAAUGAUCCAGUGCAAACUAUUCAGCCGUUCCGACCACCACCAGGACACAUGCCACCCGGCCACAUGCCGAUGAGACAUCACCAGCCGGAUCGCCGUGACUCGUAUACCAAUCGCCCAGUCGCCAGCUACAAGGAUCUCGAUGCUCCUGAAGAUGUUGAAAUUUUCUGA
This is a messenger RNA of Oikopleura dioica, 2223 nucleotides long. The record is from the annotation of a GenBank genome assembly. NCBI's taxonomy places the organism in Eukaryota, Metazoa, Chordata, Appendicularia, Copelata, Oikopleuridae.